AUGGACGCACCCGAAAAAGACAGCGCAGAACACGAGCUCAUCACCGCUUCCUUAGACCUAGAGCGGCUGGAACAAAACCUGUUCAGGUCUAGAUCGCUUUGGUUACCGUCGAGGGCCAGGGGCGUGUUCGGGGGGCAGGUCAUCUCCCAAGCGUUGUUGAGUGCGACAAAUACUGUCGAUCCGGCUUACAGUGUCCAUUCGUUGCAUUGUUACUUCCUAUACAGCGCGGACGCGAGCGUGCCUAUCGUGUAUCACGUCGAGACGCUGCGCAAAGGACGCAGCUACACCGUCUGCUCAGUCAAGGCCGUCCAGUCCGGUUCCUGCAUCUUUGCGAUGCACUGCUCUUUCCACCGCCCGGAGCUUAUCCAGCCCAUGCAUCAAUGGCCCAUGCCCUCCGAUGUUCCCCCGCCUUCUGCCUGUCAGUUGCAGGAAGAGGUGUACGAGCAAGCUGCGCGCAGUCUCUUCCUGAGCGCGGAGGCUAGGGAGCGAGUGCUGUUGUACGCGAACGAUAGGCGGCACAGUCCUAUUGCCCUCAAGCUCGCAAAACGACCGGUCAGAGGAGAAGGAUAUGAUGAGAGAGGGAGGACGAUGUAUUGGCUCAAAGCGCGCGGGGUGGGACACCUGGAACCGAGCUUCCACAAGUGUAUCGUUGCCUACCUCUCCGAUCUAGCAUUUAUCGGAGUAGCUGGUAAGGCGAUGAGGUUGAGCAACGUUGCUAAGCCCCCGAAUAGGCUGGCGAUGCUCAGCUCACUUGAUCAUUCUAUCUGGUUCUACGACCAUAAUAUUAACUGCGGCGACUGGCUGCUGCAUGUGAUCGAGUGUCCUGUGGGGGGAUCGGGAAGGGGCUUAGUGCACGGAAGGCUUUAUACGCAAGAUGGGAGGCUCGUGGCUGUCACCACCCAGGAAGGGGUCGUACGUGCUGAUGUGGAUGUGAAGGAGGAGAAAGCGAAGCUGUGAUCACCGACUGAAGGAGAUUGUGACUAAUUCACUGUGUACCGACUCAUGGACGAUAGACUCAUACGCAUUCAAAUUUCACUAAAU
Messenger RNA from Dacryopinax primogenitus, 1041 nucleotides. Its product is annotated as Thioesterase/thiol ester dehydrase-isomerase. Lineage: Eukaryota; Fungi; Basidiomycota; Dacrymycetes; Dacrymycetales; Dacrymycetaceae. Gene Ontology annotation, cellular component: peroxisomal matrix. Bases 1 to 957 code for a protein of 318 amino acids. The transcript is spliced from 8 exons. The record is from RefSeq and is a predicted model, not a curated record. Gene Ontology annotation, biological process: fatty acid catabolic process; acyl-CoA metabolic process. Gene Ontology annotation, molecular function: fatty acyl-CoA hydrolase activity.